AUGAAACAUUUGCAGAUUGUCUCCGUGUCGGCGAAGAACAAGGAAUGUGUUAGCGAUAUCGCUUCAAUCUCACAGCUCUCACUUAUUUUCGCACUUAUUAUUCAACAGCCAAAAGCAAUUCCAAUGGUAUUGGAGUCGUUGUUGUCAUUAUCAUCGAACGGACGAGUUGUUAAAGAAACACUUGAGUACGGUGGAUUGCUGUACAUAUUGCAUAUUCUGUGCGAGGCGAAUCAAGCGGAUUCGGGAGAGGAUCGUAUACGUGCGGCUGAGUUGCUGGCAAAAUUGCAGACGGAU
Messenger RNA from Anisakis simplex (herring worm), 294 nucleotides. The record is from the annotation of a GenBank genome assembly. Lineage: Eukaryota; Metazoa; Nematoda; Chromadorea; Rhabditida; Anisakidae.